Molecule: messenger RNA, 2785 nt
Organism: Linepithema humile (Argentine ant)
Lineage: Eukaryota; Metazoa; Arthropoda; Insecta; Hymenoptera; Formicidae
Source: RefSeq, a predicted model, not a curated record
CUUUCAGAUGAAAAUUUUGCGCGCUUGGGGAAGUUUCACGAAAAAUCACGGAGUUCGGUUAAUUCUUCGUCUCGCGAUAAAUGAAAUAAAUCCGCUUUGCGAAGUAACGUGGAACAGUUUCGAAUUCCAGAUUGGUUAAAAAGAAUACAGAAACUCGUCUGCGAUGCGCGAUGCUUUAAAAACGCUGAGUAAAGAGCCGUUUCGCGAUGUGUGGAAUAUCACGUGAAGAUCCGAGUCACAUCUAACCGGUUUCCGCGAAGUAGCUAGGAUUCUCGUGCAAGGACUGGCGUUUCGCGGAAAGCUCCUGUAUAUAUCGAAUCUGACUUGAUUGUAGCGGAGAGAAGGUGGCGUGGGGCACGGCAGUGAUGGAAUUGCAGAGCUGGUUGCUCUACCAUUUAGUGGCCGUCACCGACUGCAAUCAAGUGAUGCAGUCGGCGAACACAAUCGGAGGUGGCGGCGGCGGAUCGUAUCCCGGCGGCGGCGGUGGGACCGGAAGUCGCACCCGUGAUUUAGGAUUACGUGCCCAGAAGAAGCUUCUGGGUCGCAUAGUGGCCACCGGUGCCGGCCGGUCGCUAUUCAUCGACGACGCGACGGCGUCGUUGCUCGACAAUCUGUACAAGCUGAUGGACAACAUCGCCAAGAGCAACCCGCACUUGGACAAAAAAGAACCAGAGAAGGUCCUCAAGAAUAUCGUCAAAUUGUCUAUUAAGAUCGGACUCGUCCAGCGCAGUCAUCAAUUCCGUCCGAGCGAGGCCGAGAAGCUCGAGGAGAUCCGGGAGGCUCUGGGGACGGUGGCGAUGACCGUCGUCUCGUUCUACGAGGUGGAUUACAGUUACGACCAGGAGUAUCUGAUAGGCUCGCUGGAACGUUGCCGGUCGCUGCUGCUGGAGCUGAUAAAGCCGCAUCUCACGGACAAAUCGUCGCAGCGUUGCGACCAGGUGUUCGACUUCCUGGUGUAUCCCAAAUUCUUGGACUCGGUGUUCCGAUACGACUCCGAGCACAGACCCGUCCUCGGUAUGCUAGUCAGUGACCUCAACAAGGCGUUGGACGCCAGGCGGCUUUGAUUCUUCAAGAGUGAAAUUUCACACGAAGUCGAUUACGCGGUCCGAUCGCCGGCAGGAUAAUCGACGGUUCUCGCGAUCGCGAUCGAUCGUCGAGGGGCGGGACGCGUCCAUCGAACACGCGCGCUUCGUUGCACUUCGUUUCACGGCGAGCGGCGUGUCGCCCAUACCUUCGGCGUGACGGCGGUAUAGUUUCUCGUAGCGAUAGAUCAAAAAAACAAGGUGUUUCUUGCUCGCGCGAUAUCACUCGUACCCGGGUCGGGCCACCCAGUGCGGACCACUCGCUCACUGAUUCACGCAAUAAUUGUCUAAUACUCCGCUUACUUUAAGGACACAGUCUCACCUCGCGUUACCUGUGUAAUUGAUGUUUGAUAUGCAUAUAUUUGUGCGCAGGCCACCGAUCGUCAAAUCCAUACCAAAAAAAAAAGUAUAAUAAGCUUACUAUAUGUGAACGAGAUGGAAGACGAAAUGUUAAUUCCGAAGUCAUUUCCUUGAACUAUACGCAUCAGUGUCUCGUCUCGAUAUUCGAUAAUGCUUUCAUUUCAUCUGCAUUUCGCGAUUAUUUAUUACACAGAGUAUAAUCUCUUUAUACAUUCUUAAUUAGAGUACAUCCCGAUGCAAAAUAUUAUUUUUAUCCUACUUUAAUUUGUUAAAUGAAGUUACCUUCGUUUUAGAUCCCGUAUUUUUAACGCAAUCGGCGAUUUUCGAUUCUAUUUGUAACCAAAGCUGUAUAACGGAACAGGCUAAAAGUAGCAAGGCGGCAAAAAAAAAUACUAGGAUCGGAUUCAGUUUGCGGUUGUAAACAAAAAGAAAAGAAUUUUUUUCUCGUAAAGUUAAACUACAGGAGUCACGGUGGUUUAUGUUCGCUGCGAAUCGCGAUGGCUGUAAAUUGUAGCGUGAUCUUAAAAGUAAACGAGCUACUUUCGAAAAUCGCAAAGUCCGAUCGAUCGACCGUUCGACCAAGCCGUAUCAACGUACCGUAGUAGUAUAGAGGGCAAAUUGUCCUUCGUAUUUUAAAUCGACGUGUUACGACGGUGGGUACCGUCGCGUAAUAGUGGAUUGCGCGAACAAAGAGCCUUCUCCUCUUUCACGUAGAACUGAAAAGCAUCUCUAUACAAUCGUCCAUUAUUACGAUCAUGGGUUUAGAUAACGUUGCGAACGUUUUAAGUCUGAUCCAGUAAAAAACAGCGUUAUUUAAUGAAUUGUUUAAAAGAAUUUUGUGAUAUCAAGAUGCGUUGAUAUUUGAAUUCUUUCAUAAUUUUACAAACAAAUUAGAUUAAAAAUUGUUAUCCUUUUAAAAUGCAAAUUCUGAAAGGAGAAUGAAAUCAAGUCAAUCAAUCAAAUCAAUUAAUCGUACGAUUAAUUUUUUUGUGUGUACAAUAGUAGCGCUAAAUGAGUGAAACGUGCUUGCGGAAGUCUCAGAACGCGCGCUGCAAUCGACACAAUCCACUAUUAACGCUACCGCUUGUACAUUUUUUACAACACACUCGAUUAAAGGAACAAUUCCUACAUAUCUGAUUUGAUCGCGAUUCGGUCCCGACGAUCAUUAGAUCGGGACAUCGCGGAGAGAAAAUAUCGUAGAAAAAAAACCGAAAGGAAAAACUUUAUCGACAUUUUGCGUCUUUUGUACGCGGUAUACACCCACUUUACACGUUAUUUGUGAUGAUUGUCAAUAUUAAGGAUGUUGUAUGGGUACUAUGCCAUUAAUAAAUUAUUAACAAACA